AUACGUGGGUCUUCCUCUUCAAUCUUGAACCCGCUCGCGAGUUUCACAAGGCUACCAUGGCGUCGUCAGGCAAAGCUCAAGCGGAGAUGAUGGUGAAGCUGUUGGGUAGCGUGUCGACCGGGCGGGUGGCCUAUGUCGAAGCAGAGAAGGACUUCGUCGAUGUACUGCUUACUUUACUCGCGCUGCCGGUGGCAUUCGUGGCGCCGAAGACUGAUUUGAUGGAACCGCCAUUGCCUGCUUUAAGGAACCACAAGCUGCUGAUUGAUUACGUGGGAUCCCAAGAGCAAUCACAGAGAGAUCGCACCGGUGGCAUUGAUCAGGUGGCAUUCGUGGCGCCGAAGACUAAUUUGAUGGAACCGCCAUUGCCUGCUUUAAGGAACCACGAGCUGCUGAUUGAUUACGUGGGAUCGCAAGGGCAAUCACAGACAGACCGCAAUGGUACCGAUGCGGCUCGCGAGAUGCAUGCCCUUACAUCUCGACAUGAAGUUCCUUUGUCUAUCCGUCGCACUAGAGUUCUGGAAAAGGUUGUAGAUGUACCGAGAACGUCUACGACACUCCGUGCCUCUUUUCCCUCGCGUCGGCUCUCUCCAAGUACAUCUAUGAUCUCUCGGAGAACGUCUACGACACUCCGUGGGCUGUCUCGAAGUACAUCUAUGAUCUCUCCACAGCAGAGCUUUACGUGUCCAGAACACGCGGGUUCCUCAAAAGCGCUUGGUCUUGAGGUAGAAGUGGAACCGACGGUGACAGGCACAUCAGGGUUUGUAAAAGAGGGCUUCACGUUCAUGAUAACGGAUGAUCUUCAGAUUUUCAGAUUGUCGACGAUUCGCAGUAUCCAGUUGCUAAAUGAGAUGAAGAUAACGAAUAUGGGAGACUUGUCAGGUGUCCAAGUCAAUGUGGGAAAGGAGGAGGUGACAUACUUCACCCUUGCACUCGUCACGCCUUCCUCAUCAAUGUGAUGUGCCAUGAGAGAAGCGAGAGUAACUUUCUCAUUAUUAUGAUUUCUUGGUGUAUUUCAUGUUGCAGUAUGUGUGUUAAUUGCAUUCACCGCUGGGUUUUGUGGUUUUACAAUCAUCGCCGCUGAUGCCGCUCGCUGUUUCCAACCACUUUUUCGGUCACCUCUGGCGGGACGUGUUUGAUUAAAUGACUUUUUUCCAACUUUUACCAUUGAUGUCCGACGCUGCUAUAACUGUCCAUCUCUUGCGAUUGCUAUUCCAUU
This is a messenger RNA of Chara braunii, 1216 nucleotides long. NCBI's taxonomy places the organism in Eukaryota, Viridiplantae, Streptophyta, Charophyceae, Charales, Characeae. The record is from the annotation of a GenBank genome assembly.